Molecule: messenger RNA, 255 nt
Organism: Racocetra persica
Lineage: Eukaryota; Fungi; Glomeromycota; Glomeromycetes; Diversisporales; Gigasporaceae
Source: the annotation of a GenBank genome assembly
AUGUCACAUAAUCGACGAGCCCGUAGAGCACCUCAGGAAGAGGAAGACGCCUCGAAGUUAAAAUUUGGUGAAGAUUUUGAAGGCGAAGAAUUUUUAUUCAUUUCUGAAGUGCAUCUUUUGCUACAAAAAACACCCGAAAAUCAAAAAAAUACACCAACAUUGAUGAGACAUAAGCUUCACAAGUAUGAAUUGGUUCAGUUAGCCAAUUUAUGUUGUGAUGAAGUAGAGGAGGCAAAAUCUCUUAUUCCAAGGAAA